AUGAACAAUUCACCCACACUGUCAAAUACAAGAAAUAGAAAAAAUAAUAAUAAUAAUAGUAAUAGUAAUAGUAAUAGUAAUAAUAAUAAUAAUAAUAAUAAUAAUAAUAAUAAUAAUAGUAAUAAUAAUAAUAAUAAUAAUAAUAAUGUAAAUAGAAAUGUAAAUAAUCGAAAUAAUAAUAAUAAUAAUAUUAUUAAUGUUAAUAAUAAUGUAUCAUCAACAACAAUGAAUAUGGCAAAAGAUUUUAUGAAUUGGAAUGAUGGAAUAAUAGAGAGGGAAGAUACUCAAUUACAACAACAAAAAGAUAGAUGUUUUAAAAUUUUAAAAAAGAGUACAAUAGCAUGUAUUGUAUUAUUAUUCAUAUCAUGUACGAUUAUAUAUUCAAUGACACAAUAUCCAUCAGUAUCAGGAGGUGAUGCUGGUGAACUUAUUGUAGUUGCACAUCAAUUUGGUGUUGCUCAUCCACCUGGUUAUCCAUUAUUCACAUUUUUAGGUUACAUAUUCUCACAUAUCAUCCCAUCAAAUACUUUAUCUGUUGCAUGGAAAAUAUCUUUUAUGUCAUCAAUGAUUGGUUCAAUAGCAAGUAUUUUCAUUUAUUUAACUGUUUAUUUAUGGGUAAAUAAUCAUUGGUGUGGAUUAUUAUCAGCAUAUAUGUUUACAUUUUCACCAUUAAUUUGGAUGUAUCAAAUUCAAGGUGAAGUAUUUUCAAUGAAUAAUAUGUUUGUUGCAAUGUUAAUGUUUUUAGGUGUGUGGUAUACCAGGGUUAGAAUAUUUGAAAAUGAAAGAUAUAAUACAGCAUUUUGGACAUCUGAACGUAUAGCUUAUUUAAGUGCAUUCAGUUGUGCAAUCGGUUUAACUAAUCAACAUACCCUAGUAUUAAUAGUGAUUCCAUUUGCAUUUUGGUUAAUGUUUAUCUCUGGUAGAGAUCAACUUUGGAAUAUUAAAAUCUUAUCAAAUUUAGUAUUCUAUACAUUAAUUGGUUUAUCACCUUAUCUUUUAUUAUUUAUUACUCCAAAAUUAAAUAGAGUUAAAUAUUCUUGGGGUAAUACUUCAACAUUACGUGGUUUUAUAAAACAUUUUCUAAGAGAAGAAUAUGGAACAUUACAAUUAUAUGGUGGUGAUGGUGGUGUAAUUUCAUUAUUUACUAAAAUUUCAAUUUAUAUUGAAAAUUUAAUAAUUCAAUUUGGUUACAUUGGUUUAGCAUUAUCAUUAAUUGGUUUAUUAAAUUUAUUAUUAGGUUAUAAUAUAAGAACAUUUAAAUGGAAAUCAUUUGGUACAAUGAUUAUAUUUUCAUUUUUAUUUUAUAUUACAUUCUUUUUCAAUUUAUGUAAUUUACCAAUUGAUAAACCAUUAUAUAGAGGUGUAUUUUUAAGAUUUUUUAUGCAACCAAAUGUAAUAAUAUCAAUAACAAUGGGAUUAGGUAUUAAAUCAAUUUUUGGAUUUCUAAAUAGAAUUCAAAGAGAUGGUGGUACAGCAGCAACAACAACAACAACAAUUUCAAAGAUUCAAAAAUAUUUAUUACCAAUUAUUAUUAUUUUAUUAGUUGGUAAUCAAAUUGGAUUUAAUUAUAAUUUACAAGAUCAAAGUGAUAAUUAUUCAUUCUAUGAUUAUGGUCAUUCAGUUUUAGAUGGUUUACCAAGAAAUACAUUAUUGUUGGUUGGUGGUGAUUUGGUUACAAAUGUACCAAUGUAUUUACAUUUAUGUGAAAAGGUUCGACCAGAUAUUGAUAUACUUUCAAUGGAAAUUAUGAGUUGGGAAUGGUUUAAAAUCACUCAAUCACCAUUAUUUCAACGUGUUAAAUUCCCAGGUAACGUUUAUCAUCCAUACAUUCCAGAUGGUUAUUCAUUAAAAGAUUUUUUAGAUGCAAAUAUCAAUGAUCGUCCAAUUUAUAUUGGUGGUGAUUUUAAAUCGGGUGAUAGCUCAUUCCAAAAUGAUUAUUAUACCAUUAGUAAGGGUUUAACAUCUCAAAUUAUUCCAAAGAAAGACUCACACAAAUUUAAUACCUUUAAGAUUAUUAAAACCACUUUUUCAACAUUCCCUUCCUUUCAUAUACCAAAUAAUACUGAAAAAUAUCCAAAUGAUAGUUGGGAACAUUUCAUGAUGGAAGAAAUGGCUGUCUCUUUGGAAAGAGCUGCUGAAACCCUAUUAAAAGAAUAUUUAAGUCAACAAAAUACUGAAUCAUUUAAAGCUUUAGAAUUAUCCGUUGAAAUCUUAGAGAAAGCACUCACCUAUGUCAAUGAUAAAUGUUGGUCUUUAAAACAUUUGGGUAUUUGUUUCGACCAUCUUAGAUAUCGUGUAGUUCAAAAUGUUAACAACAAUAAUCAACAAGCUCAAAAUAAAGCUUCAAACUAUUCAAAACAAUUAUUAUACUUUUGGAAAAAAUAUAUUAAUCAAUGUACUCAUGAAGAAAAUACUGAUCAAGAUUGGGAAACUAUUAAAAAAGUUAUUCAAUUAAUUUAA
This is a messenger RNA of Dictyostelium discoideum AX4, 2460 nucleotides long. RefSeq names its product transmembrane protein. NCBI's taxonomy places the organism in Eukaryota, Evosea, Eumycetozoa, Dictyosteliales, Dictyosteliaceae. Gene Ontology annotation, biological process: protein O-linked glycosylation via mannose. Gene Ontology annotation, cellular component: endoplasmic reticulum membrane. Gene Ontology annotation, molecular function: dolichyl-phosphate-mannose-protein mannosyltransferase activity. The record is from RefSeq and is a predicted model, not a curated record. The coding region runs from base 1 to 2460 and encodes 819 amino acids. The transcript has 4 exons.